CCAGUCACCACAACGUGAUAAAAACAUGGGGAGGCAGUUAGGUUGACAUUUAACUAUUGUUUAUCGAAAUUCACUUCACACUGAAUGCGACGUUUGUGAGCGAAAGUGUAUCUUUUAAUCACGUUAGCAACUCAUAGUGAGUUAGCCUCAGAUCGGGUUAGCUAGCUUUACUCGCACCGCUACUUGUCGGUUGUUUUACUAGCUUUCAGCCUGCUAACAGCAUGGAUAACACGGAGGAAAAUGCGGUUGAGCUCCACGGAGAUGAGGAAAUCAUUGAAGUAAUCGACCUAAACGAUACGGAACCUGGCCCUGAUGAUUUGGCUGAUGACUUGGAGGACGUUGACUUUGAAGACUCUGCAAACGCAGAUGAUGAAGGCUGGGAGACCGAGGACGAGAUGGAGGCAGAGGCAGAGCAGGAUGACAGCGAGCUCACCUUCUCCAAACACACCGGUUCAGUGUUUUGUGUCAGUUUGGAUCCUGCUACGAACAGCAUGGCAGUGACAGGAGGAGAGGAUGAUAAGGCCUACGUUUGGAGGGUGAGCGAUGGAGAAGUGCUGUUGGAGUGUACAGGUCACAAAGACUCUGUGACGUGCGCCCUGUUCAGCCACGACUCCUCCCUGGUGGCGACGGGUGAUAUGAGCGGCAUGAUUAAAGUUUGGAAAGUUGGAACCAAAGAGGAGAUCUGGUCCUUCGAAGUGGGAGAUCUGGAGUGGUUGGAGUGGCAUCCCUGCGCCCCGGUGCUGCUGGCGGGAACAGACGACGGCAACAUGUGGAUGUGGAAGAUCCCCUCGGGCGACUGUAAAACCUUCCAGAGUUCUGCAUGCCAAGCCACCAGCGGCAAAGUCCUUCCUGAUGGUAAACGAGCCGUGGUGGGUUAUGAGGACGGAACGGUACGCGUGUGGGAUUUAAAGCAGGGAAACGCUAUCCAUGUCAUUAAAGGUCAGGACGGACACCAGGGGGCGCUGACCUGCCUGGCGUGCAACAAGGAUGGCUCUUUGGUGCUGACGGGUUCAGUGGACGGUCGUGCCAAGCUCAUCAACACCACCACAGGGAAGGUGGUCGGCUCAUUCUCUGUGGAUGGAGGCAAAGCCAAAGGAUCAAAAGACGAAGAAGAAUCCAACUCUGUCGAAUCUGUGGGAUUCUGCAACAUCCUGCCUCUUAUAGCUGUGGCGUACCUGGAAGGGACUCUGGCCAUAUACGACCUCUCCACACAGGUCCUGCGGCACAGGUGCCAACACGAGGCUGGCAUUGUUCACCUGCAGUGGGAGGAGUCUUCUUCUGUGGUGUCCACUUGCUGUUUAGACGGAGCGUUGCGCUUAUGGGACGCUCGUUCUGGCAGCAUGGUGUCCGAGUACCGCGGCCACACUGCGGAGAUCCUCGACUUCACCAUCAACAAGGAAGCGUCUGUCGCAGUAACGGCUUCAGGAGACAACCGGGCGAAAGUUUUCUGCCUCCAAAGACCUGAUCGAUAAAGACAGCAGGAGCGAGAGGAGAGGAAAUACGUCAGACUUUUUACGAUCAGACUUUUUCAAUACUGGAGAACGUGUUUCCUCUCUGCUCAGGAUUUUAAAAUGCCGUGUGGUCUCACCAUCUUAUACGCCUUUCACAUCUGAUUCUUAAAAACAAGAUGUUCCUCGUUUCUUUCCUCUCAGUCUGCUCUUUUUGAAGAACCUGACAGAGUAAACAGAGAAAAGAAAAAUUAAAGAGUGAUACAUUACAAGUUUUUUUUUUUGUUAACAUCCCCUUUGCUGUUCUGCCCAAAAUGCUUUUGACAUAAAACAUGAGACCGAAAGAGGAAUUUCCUUUGGUCUCAGUUCUAAUUUUAAGGGUCUAAUUCAAAGGGUGUGUUGGUGUGGUCUUCCAGCUUUCAGACUUACCGUCUAUUCAGGCGAAUUUUUUGAUGUAAACUCAAAUGUAAAUAACAAAAAAUAAAUAUACUUUCUUCUGGG
This is a messenger RNA of Chelmon rostratus (copperband butterflyfish), 1949 nucleotides long. RefSeq names its product angio-associated, migratory cell protein (gene aamp). The coding region runs from base 222 to 1472 and encodes 416 amino acids. The transcript is spliced from 11 exons. Gene Ontology annotation, molecular function: protein binding. Gene Ontology annotation, cellular component: cytosol. NCBI's taxonomy places the organism in Eukaryota, Metazoa, Chordata, Actinopteri, Chaetodontiformes, Chaetodontidae. The record is from RefSeq and is a predicted model, not a curated record.